CAAGGUGCGGAGGCGGCUGGGAGGGGUGGCUCGGCUUCCCGUUGCCGUUGAGUCUCUGGUUCCAGAGAGCGAGACCCGCGGCGCGUCCGUCCGCUAGGGCCCAGCAGGGCCAGGCCCGACUCGGGGGGCCUGGCGGGCACUGGGGAGGCCAUGAGGUGGGCCCGGGCCGCCCCCUUCGUCCUGCUGCCAAAGCUGAAGCUGGCGCUGCUCCCCCUGCUGUUGCUGCUCUUCCACCGGACGAGUCCCCACGGCAGCCCCAGGCCCCUGCGGUGCUAUGGUGUUGGACCCUUGGGCGACUUGAACUGCUCGUGGGAGUCUCUUGGGGACCUGAGAGCUCCCUCCAUGCUGCACCUCCAGAGCCAGAAGUAUCAUUCCAACAGAACCUGGACUGUGGCGGUGCCGACUGGGCAGAGUUGGGUGACCAUCCCACGGGAACAGUUCACCACAUCUGAUGAGCUCCUUGUCUGGGGGGCCAAGGCAGGCCGGCCUCUCUGGUCCCCAGUCUUCGUGAACCUGGAGACACAAAUGAAGCCAGAAGCCCCCCAGCUGGACCCUGAUGUGGAUUUUUCAGAAGACGACCCCCUGGAGGCCACUGUCCAAUGGUCCCCGCCUUCAUGGCCACCACAUAAGGUCCUGGUCUGCCAGUUCCACUACCGAAGAUGCCAACAGAUGGCUUGGAUACUGCUGGAACCAGAACUGAAGUCCAUACCCCUGACCCCUGUUGAGAUCCAGGACCUAGAGCUAGCCACUGGCUACGAGGUAUCAGGACGCUGCCGAAUGGAGAAAGAGGAGGAUCUGUGGGGCGAGUGGAGCCCCAUUCUGUCCUUCCAGACGCUGCCCUCUGCUCCAAAAGAUGUGUGGAUAUCAGGGAACCUCUGUGGGACACAAGGUGGACAGAAAUCCCUGCUUCUGUGGAAGGCCCCAGGGCACUGUGUGCAGGCGAGCUACAGAGUCUGGUUCCAGGUUAAAGGUCAGGAACUGAUCCCCAGGGAGACUCCCUGCUGUAGCUCCUCCAUCCCAACCCAGACGGAGUGGGUUGCAGUGUCUGCCAUCAAUGCCACAAGCUGGGAACCUCUCACCAACCUUUCUUUGAUCUGCUUGGAUUCAGGCUCUGCCCCUCAUGGUGUGGUGGUCAGUAGCAUUGCUGGGAGCACAGAGCUGCUGGUGACUUGGCAACAGGGGUCUGGGGAGCCGAAGGAACAUGUGGUGGACUGGGCUCAAGAUGGAGAGCCCCUGGAGAACCUCAGCUGGGUCCGGCUUCCCCCUGGGAACCUCAGUGCUGUGUUGCAAGGGCAUUUCGAAGGAGGGGUUCCCUACCGAAUCACAGUGACGGCAGUCUCUCCUGGGGGCUUGUAUCCUGCUCCCUCGGUCUGGAGUUUCAGAGAGGAACUAGCACCUUUAGUGGGCCCAGUGCUUUGGCGACUCCAGGAUGCGCCCCCAGGGACCCCCACCAUAGCGUGGGGAGAGGUCCCAAGGCACCAACUUCGGGGUCUUCUCACCCACUACACCUUGUGUGCACAGAGUGGGACCAGGCCUUCUGUCUGCAUGAAUGUGAGUGGAAGCGCCCAGAAAAUCACCCUACCCAACCUUCCCUGGGGUCCCUGUGAGCUGUGGAUGACAGCAUCAACCAUCGCAGGACAGGGCCCUCCUGGUCCCAGCCUCCGGCUUCAUCUGCCAGAUAAUACCCUAAAGUUGAAAAUUCUGCCAGUUGUUGUUCUCCUGUGGGGCUUGUUCCUGACAUGCUGUGGCAUAAGCCUGGCUACCUCUGGAAGGUGCCUCCACCUACGGCACAAGGUACUGCCCCGUUGGGUCUGGGAGAAAGUCCCCGAUCCUGCCAACAGCAAUUCCAGCAAGCCCCAUGUAGAGGAGAUACCCCAGGCCCAGCCCCCCAGGGACUCACCCACUUUGGAGGUGGAGGAGAUAGAGCCACUGCCAGUUGUAGAGCAUCCCCAGGCCUCCUCCCGGCUUGAUUCUGGAUAUGAGAAACAUUUUCUACCCACACCUGAGGAGCUGGGCCUACUGGGCCCUCCGCCCCCAGGCCCCAACGUUUGGCCUGAACCAGGCCAUGAGAGGGGUACUCAUUUGACAUCUGAAGACACUGAGGCUUAGAGACAUAGAGCCACUCACCAGAGAAUGCCCAGCCAGGAAGAUCUGAGAUUGAAGGACCCCUACAGAAAGAGGACCCGGCCCUAUAGGGAAUGUAUGGAUGGAUGAGGGAAUAAAAGAACAUACACAAAAUCCAGAGUGGCAGCCACUUCCCCAAAUCUGUCCUGCUGCUGUAACAGAACUAUAGCUGGGUACACUCCCAGUCUCCCUUGCAGCUAGGUGGGUUCAUGCACAUAGUCCUCACCAAUGGAAUGUGAGCAGAAGUGACUUGUGCUAAAACUGGGACUAGGUGGGGCUCCUCCAUAUUCUUUUCCCUUUCGCAUGAGCUGGAAGAACAUUGACAUGGCAUGUGUUAGCUUCAGCCAGACCCAAGGGGAGGGUGGGGGCAAGAAGUGGAAAGGAACCUGAGUCCCUGAGUGACUGCAUGGAUCAGAGCCACCCAGAGAAAUAAAUUUAUGUUUUUAUAGUUA
Molecule: messenger RNA, 2576 nt
Organism: Phyllostomus hastatus (greater spear-nosed bat)
Lineage: Eukaryota; Metazoa; Chordata; Mammalia; Chiroptera; Phyllostomidae
Gene: IL27RA
Product: interleukin 27 receptor subunit alpha
Exons: 14
Coding region: 151-2109 (652 amino acids)
Biological process (GO): positive regulation of activated T cell proliferation; cytokine-mediated signaling pathway
Cellular component (GO): interleukin-12 receptor complex; external side of plasma membrane; interleukin-23 receptor complex
Molecular function (GO): interleukin-27 receptor activity; interleukin-23 binding; interleukin-12 receptor binding
Source: RefSeq, a predicted model, not a curated record